AUGCCCGCCAGCGACGGUCUCCAGCCGCCCACAUACAACGAUGCCGAGCGCGACGUGAUCAAGAGCUAUGGCGGUUGGACGGCGUUCUGCAACGCGCACGGGUACCGCCCGUGGGACGACGAGGAUGCCGAGGACGCCGACCACGACGACGAGUAUCAUGUGCCGGAACCCGAGGAGGAGGCCCUCCACGACGAUGGCCAGGAUGAUGAUGGCGACUUCCACUACGACAACAUCGACGGCAAGGGCGACGGCCUCGAUUUCGAUGACUAUAGAGAGGACGAGUACGAGAUCGAUGACUACGACCACGCCGCCGACUAUGGCGAGGACGAGUAUGACGACUACCCCGACUACGACGGUGGCGGUGACUACGGAGAGGACGAAUAUGACGACGAGUGCUGCGAGUACUAG
Molecule: messenger RNA, 408 nt
Organism: Vanrija pseudolonga
Lineage: Eukaryota; Fungi; Basidiomycota; Tremellomycetes; Trichosporonales; Trichosporonaceae
Exons: 1
Coding region: 1-408 (135 amino acids)
Source: RefSeq, a predicted model, not a curated record